UCUCAACGGUCAUGAUUCAGUCUCUUUCAUCUCAACGAUCAUAAUUCACUCUCUUUCCUUUCUCAUUUCUCCCUCUCUAUCACAUUUCUCUCUUCCCUCCAAUUCCGAACCCAUUUCCCGCAUGUUUUGUUCUAGAUCUGCUGAGCGGCGGCCGGACUGUGACGACUGAUGGCGGCUCUGCCAUCCUCUUCCGCUCUACCGGAUUCUUGUUCCUCCAGGCACCACACUUACAGUAGGAAGCAGAAAUCCCUUGGUCUUUUAUGCUCAAAUUUUUUGAGCUUGUAUGACCACGAUGGAGUCCAUUCGAUUGGGCUUGACGAUGCCGCAUCGCGAUUAGGUGUGGAAAGGCGGCGGAUCUACGAUAUUGUGAAUGUCUUGGAAAGCGUCGGGGUUCUCUCGAGAAAGGCGAAGAAUCAGUACAGCUGGAAUGGGUUUGGGGCAAUCCCUAAGGCCUUACAGGAUCUUAAAGAAGAGGGCUUGAAGGAAAAUUGUACUGCAUCUGAUGGUAACGAUUAUGCAAAAGUCUCGGAUGAUGAAGACGAUGAUGAAAGAUUUUCCAAUCCGACUGGAAGCCAGAACUCAACUGCAGCCGUGCCGAAAUCAUCUUCAUCAUCGCUGAAAGCCGUAUAUGCAGACAAUAGAAGGGAAAAGUCAUUGGCUCUCCUGACGCAAAAUUUUGUUAAGCUAUUUAUUUGCAGUCAUGUGAAUAUGAUUUCCCUUGAUGAAGCAGCAAAACUCUUAUUAGGAGAUGGUCACAAUUCAUCAAUAAUGAGAACAAAGGUAAGGAGGCUAUAUGACAUUGCGAAUGUGCUGUCUUCUAUGAAUCUAAUUGAAAAGACCCAUACAGCUGACACAAGAAAGCCUGCGUUUAGGUGGUUGGGGGUGAGGGGUAAGGUCAAGAGUGAGCAUACCGUUCUUCCAGAGGCCAGAAAAAGGGCAUUUGGAACUGACGUAACAAAUGUCAGUUAUAAGAAGACUAAGGCCGAAAGUUCUGCCUAUCAGGGUUUAAAUCAUUGUCUCAAUGUGCAAAAGCUAGUGCAGUGCGAGAAUUCUUCGCAAGAGGAUAGCCAGAACAGUCAGGAUCAGGAAUGUGAACGAACUUCCAAGAGCUAUCAGUUUGGACCGUUUUCUCCAGUAACAGUAGCUAAGGUUAGUGUCUCAGAUAAUAACAAUGUGAAGCGGAGUCAUGACUGGGAAAGCCUUUCCUCAACAUUCCGCCCUCAGUAUCACAACCAAGCCUUAAAAGAACUUUUCUCCCAUUACGUGGAAGCAUGGAAAUCAUGGUAUUCUGAAGCAGUGAAGAAACCUAUACAAAUAUCUUGAUGCGCUUUGUUUCGUGCUAGAAAUAUUUAAUAAGCUUACCUUGAUUGAGCACUGUUUCUACUGCAAUUAGUCAGGAAAAAAAAAAAAAAAAAAAGGUUUGACCUUGGUUGCAUUUCCUUAGUGCACCAACGUAGGAAGGGGUCAUCUUUGAAGUGCCAAACAUUUCCAAUAGCUUCUUGUCUGUUUGUAUUUAUCCUGAAAACAAGCCUAACAUAGUUGUUAGUUAUUAUUAUUUUAUUGUAGCUAUGUCCUUUCCCCUACAGUGUUCAAUGAAAUGGGCACUUUGGCCUUCGUUGAAAAGUGGUUUCCCAUUGGAACUAAAAUGUAUACAUAUUGGAGUUUUGGUCUGGAAUUCUUAUUUUCUUGCUUGUCUGUCGACAUCA
Molecule: messenger RNA, 1706 nt
Organism: Cucurbita maxima (winter squash)
Lineage: Eukaryota; Viridiplantae; Streptophyta; Magnoliopsida; Cucurbitales; Cucurbitaceae
Product: E2F transcription factor-like E2FE
Exons: 11
Coding region: 169-1323 (384 amino acids)
Biological process (GO): regulation of transcription by RNA polymerase II
Cellular component (GO): RNA polymerase II transcription regulator complex
Molecular function (GO): DNA-binding transcription factor activity, RNA polymerase II-specific; RNA polymerase II cis-regulatory region sequence-specific DNA binding
Source: RefSeq, a predicted model, not a curated record